AUGGGCGAAGCCAGCGGCACCGGCACCUUCCCUGCUCCUCGGCCCUCCUGCGCCCUCCUCCUCCGCCUCGUCCCGCGGCGGGGGGCACCCGCUCGCCUGCCCCCCGGCCCCCCGCCGCUGCCGCUCCUGGGCAACCUGCUGCAGAUCUCCCCCUCCCGCACCCUCCAGUCCCUGCUGAAGCUGAGCCGGACCUACGGCCCCGUCUUCACCGUCUACCUGGGGACGCGGCGCGUGGUGGUGCUGCGCGGGCACGCGGCGGUGCGGGAGGCGCUGGUGGAGAAGGCGGAGGCCUUCGCCGGGCGCGGGCGCAUGCCGACGGUGGAGGAGACCUUCCAGGGGCACGGGGUGGUCUUCUCCAACGGGGAGCGCUGGCGGCAGCUGCGCCGCUUCUCCCUGACGGUGCUGCGGGAUUUCGGGAUGGGCCGGAAAAGCAUCGAGGGUCGGAUCCAGGAGGAAGCCCAGAUCCUGCUGCAGGAGCUGCGCAGCACCCAAGAGGAGCCCUUCGACCCCACGUACCUGUUGAGUUGCGCCGUCUCCAACAUCAUCUGCUCCAUCGUCUUCGGGAAUCGCUUCGAUUACCGCGAUGAGGAAUUCCUGGAGCUCCUCCAAAUGAUGAACGAGAGUUUUCGGGAGAUCAGCACCCCUUGGUCGCAGUUUUAUGAGAUGGGUGAGACGUUCCUGAAGUACCUCCCGGGUCCCCACACCAAAAUCCCGCGGCUGCUGGGGAGGAUGAGGAGCUUCAUCGCCCGGCGGGUGCGGAGGAACGCCGAGACCCUGGAGCCCGAGCACCCGCGGGACUUCAUCGACUGCUUCCUGCUCCAGAUGGAGAAGGAGAAGGCCAACCCCUCCUCGGAGUUCAACCUGGAGAACCUGGAGCUCACCACCCUCAACCUCUUCUUCGCCGGCACCGAGACCGUCAGCUCCACCCUGCGAUACGGCUUCCUCAUGCUGAUGAAGCACCCAGCCGUGCAGGAGAAGGUCUACGAGGAGAUCGAGCGGGUGAUCGGCCGCGACCGUCCCCCCAACGUCGAGGACCGGAGCCGCAUGCCGUACACCGACGCCGUCAUCCACGAGAUCCAGCGUUGCAGCGACCUCAUCCCCAUGAACGUCCCCCACGUCGUCACCCGCGACACCCUCUUCCGCGGCUACCUCAUCCCCAAGGACACGGAGGUGUACCCCCUGCUCAGCUCCGUCCUGCACGACCCCACCGCCUACAAACACCCCGACACCUUCGACCCCGCAAACUUCCUGGACGAGAGCGGCCGCUUCAAGCGGAACGAGGCCUUCGUCCCCUUCUCCUCAGGGAAGCGGGUGUGCCUGGGAGAGGCCUUGGCGAGGAUGGAGCUCUUCCUCUUCCUCACCACCAUCCUGCAGAGCCUUCGCCUGCAACCGCUGGUGCCGCCGGCGCAAUUGCCCACCGCCCCACUGGAAAGCGGCUUCGCCAAUAUCCCCCCCAUCUACCGGCUUCGCAUGGUGGCCCGCUGAGCGCCCCACGGCACCGGGACCCCCCAUCCGGC
Gavia stellata (red-throated loon) is the source of this 1517-nucleotide messenger RNA. RefSeq names its product cytochrome P450 2G1-like. Gene Ontology annotation, molecular function: iron ion binding; oxidoreductase activity, acting on paired donors, with incorporation or reduction of molecular oxygen, reduced flavin or flavoprotein as one donor, and incorporation of one atom of oxygen; heme binding. Gene Ontology annotation, cellular component: cytoplasm; intracellular membrane-bounded organelle. Lineage: Eukaryota; Metazoa; Chordata; Aves; Gaviiformes; Gaviidae. The record is from RefSeq and is a predicted model, not a curated record. The transcript has 9 exons. The coding region runs from base 1 to 1485 and encodes 494 amino acids. Gene Ontology annotation, biological process: xenobiotic metabolic process.